CUCGUAAUGCGGAGAACUGCAAAUUGAGAGAUUCACGAUCAAUUCAGCCGCCCACUUUCCAUCUUCGCCAGAUUAGUGUCUCGUUUCGUUGCCUCCAAGCUGGUCUGGUCUCUCCCUAACCGCUGUCACUUUCCCGGGAAAAAAACGACAGGGCAGAGAGUUUCAGGAGCGGAUAAAUCCAAGGGCUUUAGAUAACGAAGUUCUCCGUCGGUGGUAGAAGAUGACUCAAUCCGGAAAACUGAUGCCGAAUCUCGAUCAGCAGAGCACCAAAAUGCUUAAUCUUACUGUGCUGCAGAGAAUAGAUCCUUUCAUUGAAGAGAUUUUAAUCACCGCAGCCCAUGUCACAUUCUACGAGUUCAAUAUCGAGACCAAUCAAUGGAGUCGCAAGGAUGUAGAAGGAUCUCUUUUCGUAGUGAAAAGAAAUGCUCAACCUCGGUUCCAAUUCAUUGUGAUGAAUCGACGCAACACGGAUAAUCUAGUGGAGAAUCUACUUGGGGAUUUUGAGUAUGAAGUGCAAGCUCCUUAUUUGUUGUACCGGAAUGCUGCUCAAGAAGUUAAUGGCAUCUGGUUUUACAACCCACGGGAGUGCGAGGAUGUUGCAAAUCUCUUCAGUAGAAUACUUAAUGCUUUCUCGAAGGUUCCUUUAAAGUCCAAAGUUUCUUCAAGCAAGGGUGAUUUUGAGGAGCUUGAGGCAGUGCCAUCAAUGUCAGUGAUUGAAGGUCCAUUGGAGCCCUCAGCACCACCCUCUACUGUCACCGAUGCCCCUGAAGAUCCUUCCUUUGUGAACUUCUUUAGUGCGGCCAUGAAUAUUGGAAAUAAUGCUCCAAAUAUACCGGAUUCAAGGCAGGCAUAUCAUGCUUCUGCUAUAAACCCUCCAUCUUUGAUUCCUCCUAAUGUUGUAUCAGCUCCUGCACUGGCUCCACAGCCAUCUUUUCCGAUCGCAGCUUCGAAUACGCUAACCUCUCCUUAUGGACCUCCUGACCCAAACAAUGGUACUAAUCAGGUCACUAAUCUUGUGAAGCCUUCUUCUUUCUUUCCACCUCCAUCUUUCUCAUCUGCACCAAUGCGGCCUUCCUUGCCCUCAUCCAUGCCAAUGCCUACACUUCAUCCUCCCCUUAACUUACAAAGCCCAUAUGGGACCCCAAUGCUCCAGCCAUUUCCACCACCUAAUCCCCCGCCUUCACUUACACCUGGUUCUGCCCCUGCUCUCAAUGAUGGGCCUCUUAUUAACAGGGAUAAAGUUCGUGAUGCACUUCUGAUGCUUGUUCAGGAUGAUCAAUUUAUCGAUAAGUUUUACCAAGCACUGCUGAAGAUGCACCAUUCUUGAGUAUCUUGAGAAGGUCAAGAGGCGGAUUUGAUUGAGUUCAAAUGUGUGUGUGAAUUAGAUGUGUACAUAUAACUCACUCUGAAUUAUGUCUAAAAUUAGUGGUUCUUCUCAGUGUAGAGAGUCUGUUUCAGUGUAGAAUUAUAAAGAGUUUGGUUGUUCUUAAAGCUCUUUUUGAUUUGAGGUAUUGCUGACAGAAACGCAUGGCAUGGUGUGAUAUUGCUGCAUGCCCUCUUUCAGUUUCGUACUCUUAGGAACUUUGCUUCCUCAUUCCAAGUUUUGUUGUUUCCAGUAUUUCACUUUCGGGUGAUUCUCAUUAGCUGAGUUCUCUUGUUCCUUAGUGUGUUCUUCACCGUUUUAAUCUAAUUUUAUUUUUGUAA
This is a messenger RNA of Cucurbita maxima (winter squash), 1704 nucleotides long. RefSeq names its product mRNA-decapping enzyme-like protein. The transcript has 8 exons. Lineage: Eukaryota; Viridiplantae; Streptophyta; Magnoliopsida; Cucurbitales; Cucurbitaceae. Bases 221 to 1327 code for a protein of 368 amino acids. Gene Ontology annotation, molecular function: enzyme activator activity; mRNA binding. Gene Ontology annotation, biological process: deadenylation-dependent decapping of nuclear-transcribed mRNA; positive regulation of catalytic activity; deadenylation-independent decapping of nuclear-transcribed mRNA. Gene Ontology annotation, cellular component: P-body. The record is from RefSeq and is a predicted model, not a curated record.